AUGCUGCGGCCCUACCACCCAGAAGUACCCAAAGACCCAAGGACGCUAUUGCAAACGCCUCGAACCUGCAUUAGCAAGCCACUGAACAAAGGGAACUAUGUUCAUUUAGGUCUUGAGCGUGGUCUGGUGGAUCAACUUCACAGUCUGCCAGAGGCAACCGUUCCUGAAAUACACAUCCAACUGCAUAUCGACGGCAAGAAGAUAUUUAAGGGGUCGAGUCAGGGCCUGUGGCCGAUUCUUGCUCGUGUUCGCCAUCCGGUUGUUGGUCAGCCCUUCAUUGUUGGAGUGUUCUGCGGUCCCGGCAAACCCGAUCCGUUGGACGACUUCUUGGGCGACUGUGUUGGCGAGCUGAAAGACCUCCUGGCCAGUGGUCUGCGUAAUCCACAUACGCAAAAUAUCGUCAAGGUGAGCUUAGACAACGUCAUCUGCGACACCCCUGCCCGAUGUUUUGUGCGGCGAGUUAAAGCUCACAAUGGCUAUUACGGAUGCGACAGGUAUGUUGCGUCGUACUUUUAACUAUAACCACCGCAGGUGUUCCCAUAUGGGCAAACGUAUUGCAAACCGCAUGACGUUUGCAGUAUGCAGUGGGCGUCUGCGUGACGACAGGUCAUUCAGGUUGCGAAAACAGGAACAGCACCACAAGGGCAGGUCUCCGUUCGAGGAUUUACCCAUAGAUAUGGUGGCCUCUUUCCCACUGGACUAUAUGCACCUGGUUUGUCUGGGCGUCAUGCGGAAGUUACUGCAUAUUUGGCGUCUGGGGGCGCCGCCACGCAUUUUUUUCGAAUGGUGGGGCCAGCCGUGGCUGUGGUGUCGAAGGCCGCGCCUUAGCCACACCAAAUUGCCACGUUUGGCCGCGCCGUAGCCACGUCUUGCCGCGGCGGCAAGGCGUGGCCAGCCGCGGCUGGUGCUGGCAGGGGCAUCUCCAACAGACAGUAGAGGGGGAGGAGUGGCCAUUUUUGUCAAUCAAGACUGCAGUCUUGAGUUGUUAAAUAGCUUUAAGAGUAUUAUAUUUGUCAGUAUGUACAUCCCCCUUCCACAAACGAAGGCUCUCUGGGCCGUUUUUUUUGACUUCCUCACACAAAAACUUGCUUCAUUAUCCUCAGACCAUCUUAUUCUUUUGUGCGGUGAUUUUAACCGUGUGAGUUUCCGACCCAUUACCCUUGUGGGUUUUGAUGACCUUGUUACAUUCAAUACACGCGCUGAUGCCCCUCUUGAUCACAUCUUGACCAAUUACCCAAAGCUUUUUUUGUAUUAAAAAUAGAGCUCCACUCUCCGGGUCUGAUCACUCAGUGCUACUAGGACUUCCAAAAGUCUAUUCCACCUCUAAGCGUCAACUGCUUACAAAACCCGAAAGGAAAAUUACUGUUCGAGACACAUCCGUAGAUAAGAUCCACUUACUGCAGAGUUCAAUUAAUAGUACCAUCCCAAAUUUUCUAGCACUACAAAAUGCUGAAUUAUGCUCUGAUUAUCUUACGCUAUUUUUGAAUCACAUUUUUGAUAUUUGUUGUCCCCGUGAAACUGUUAUGGUCAGGCCUGACAGAAUCUCCUCACCAUACCUCAAACACUUGAGACGUCGCAAAGAAGCCUUCUGGAAACUAGGUCAGCGUGACAAGGUGAAGGAUAUCAAUGUUUUAAGAAAGAACGAAAUUGUCAGACUUAACGGUUUAUUCGUUAGUCAACUUUUUUCUUCUUCAUCCACCCCCUCCUCUCCUUUUCCUUCUGCUGAACUGUGGAGGAAUCUCAAGCGUCUCACUGGUCGACGUAAUAUACUUGAGCCCAUUGACGUAGAUUUAAACUCUUUAAAUCGGAAUUUUAUCUGUACUUCUAACGACUCCCCUUCUCGCCCAAACGAAAUUUACCUACCACCAUGUGACUUUACUCCUGUGACUGUGACAACAGUGGAACACCAUCUCAAAAAGAUUCGCGGGUCAACGGCGGCUGGGCCGGACGGUGUCUCGCCUUUUCUCCUUAAGUCUUGCUGUUUGCAGAUAGCUCCCGUCUUGACCCACCUUAUUAAUCUAUCCUUCAUAGAGUCCAAGAUUCCUGACGCCUGGCGUACAGUAAGAAUUACUCCAAUCCCUAAAAAAUCUUUAACUUUUGCUCCUAAAUCUUUCCGUCCUAUUGCCUGCUCUUCUGCACUCCUGAAACUUACUGAACAAGUUGCAUUAGAUUCCCUUAAGUACUCCUCCGUUAAUUUUUCUGAUCCUCUACAAUUUGCAUACAAGGCAAAGCGUAGCACCUUGGAUGCUGUUGCUUUAGUUGUUCAUUCAGCUUUGAGAGACUUAGACAAGGAAUUCCGUGCAUAUGCAUGUGCUUUUCUCGACUACUCAUCCGCCUUCAACACUAUUCCGCGCCAACUCCUCCUGACCAAAGCAGCUGCGUGCGACACUCCGAGCUGGGUUGUCUCUUGGCUUAGAGAUUAUUUUUCCUCCCGCACUCAGUUUGUCCAGUCGGGAAAGCGAAAAUCUUCUAUUCUUCCAAAUAAUUAUGGAGUUCUACAAGGUUCCAUUUUAUCCCCUCAUCUUUUCUCCCUACAUACUGAUGAUUUGAGAUCGCCAAGCGACUGCCUGUAUGUUAAGUAUGCCGAUGACAUGGUCGUAGGCCACCCCUCAAAAACCUGACUCAUUUGCAGUCUUUAAAGGAUGGCUUAGAUCACGUCUCCGCAUGGUCUUCGAAUAAUGGACUCCUACUCAACAAUCUGAAAUCAGUACAGUGUGUGUUUCCAUUGCGACCCUCUCCCAUUCCUGAAUCUUUGGAUUUUCUUCCCAAUGAGGUAUCUUCUUUCCGGUACCUAGGUGUUACUUUAUCCGCAAAUCUCCCUUUCUCUGUUCAUAUGGAAACCCUUUUAACAAAAAUUCAAAAACUUGUUUAUUACAUUCGUCGUCUACGUUCAUAUCACACACCCCAGUCCUUAAUCUGGCGAUUCAUAGAUGGCUGUAUUCUUCCGCUCAUUCUUUAUUGUUCUCCGAUUAUUUUUCCAGCUUAACUUAAAAAAGAUCUAAUUAUUUUUAAACGUGUCAUUCGAAUGCUCGCUUCUGCUGCUGGUGUUUCCUAUCAUAUUUUAGUUGAUAUCAUCGUGCAGCGACAUUUCAACUCGGUGGAGCAAUUUGCAGACCGAAUUCUGAAUGACACCGUCCAUCCCCUUCAUAAUGAGUUAAUGGCUGCGAAAUCCUUACGCCCCAUGCGUCGAUGCUUCCGCCACAUCCCUUGUCGCACUUCGGCCUAUCAGAAUUCCAUACUGCCAUUUCUAGCCCGGUAUCUCACCUGCAAAGAUGUUGAAAAACAAAAACUAAAACUCGAUCUUGCACCUUAGAGUCCUUUUUUUCUUCAUAUAUAAUUAUGUCCACUUGUUCAAUACCUGUUUAUCUCUAUGGUAAUCGCUGUGUACUGGAGAACCGUUUUUGCUAAAAGUUUUGAAAGUUAUUUUCAAAAUAAAGCAUUCCUCUCUCUCUCUCAUAUCCUGAAAGACCGAUCAAGAUGAACUUGUUCCCCCUAUCCUAAUGACAAAUGAGUUGCAGCCUGUUGUGGACAUCCCGCAUUAUCCGCGGUCAUAACUGAUCGCUCAAAUCUUAAGUUUUCUUCGAGUUUGCGAGCAUGGGUCACCUCCGCGGUCAUCCGUACAAGGUCAAACGCGAAUGUAGGCGCCUAGAUCAGAGGAAGUUUUUUUCAGUCGUCAGGCAGUCCGGCAAUGGAACGCACUUCUAAACCACACGAUGACUUUUGGUACUAUGGUUAUAUUCAAAAGAAUGUUGGGUUGUUUGAUUUUUGACAACCGACGACUCACUGCAGGACUAUUUAUGGCCAGUCAUCGACUUAACCUUCUGAUUUCAUUUCAUGUGUAGCGCAUCCCUGCACGUAUACUGUAAAGCGUUUCCGUAAAAUUAACAAAUUACUCCAUUGUACCCUCACUGUGUAUAACUGUACUUAAAAUACCUACUAUGCCUGAAUGAGUUUACCAACGCUAGUAGCAAACUAUAUCGAGUAGAUAUCUAUUUUUCGCCAAUGUAAAUAUCUAUUAGAUUUCGGAUAGUUAAGAUACUCUGCAGACAGCUAAUUGGGGCGUACUACGGUACGCUUGAAAUCGUUUGCUUAGACCAAUACCCCUUUCUAACCCAAAUCAUUCCUAUUCGCAAACUUUGUUUCCUUCCCCAUUUACUGUAGGUAGUGUGGAGACGGCUGUCAUGGAAUAAUUUUAUUUAAAUGUAAAGUAAUUAAAUAUGUACACCGCUUUGCUGCUUACCUUCCGUCCGUAAUAGCAAUGAAAUCGGACUCUAAUUUAGACUGUCGGCAUUUGCUCAUUGCUGUAUUUUGGUUGGCUUUCGCGGCCCAGGAGCCUGGCGUCGCUAACUACGCAGAUGACUGAGCGCUUGAUAAUUGGUAAAUCGAUUAGAUGACGCGCUUGCUUUCGCGCGAGCGUUCUGUUACGCCAUUUCCUGCUCGCCCGCGCUGCUGCGCGCAUGCGGUUAUUGCUCUCUCGUUGUCCAUUGACCCUGCACAUAUUCUCUGUUUUCAUAACCCUGUUUUCUUUUUUUAUCGUAGAAUGUUGGCGAAAAUAUCGAAACAAAUCCUCAGAAGACGUGUUCAGCGUGGCCUUUGCGCACGUUUUCAAGCCAUUGCAGAGAAUAUGAGGAAAAGGUAUCUGUCCGACUCAGCGUCAUCCUCGUGGAAUAG
Molecule: messenger RNA, 4671 nt
Organism: Spirometra erinaceieuropaei
Lineage: Eukaryota; Metazoa; Platyhelminthes; Cestoda; Diphyllobothriidea; Diphyllobothriidae
Source: the annotation of a GenBank genome assembly